Molecule: messenger RNA, 2275 nt
Organism: Condylura cristata (star-nosed mole)
Lineage: Eukaryota; Metazoa; Chordata; Mammalia; Eulipotyphla; Talpidae
Gene: NEU1
Product: sialidase 1 (lysosomal sialidase)
Exons: 6
Coding region: 15-1349 (444 amino acids)
Biological process (GO): oligosaccharide catabolic process; ganglioside catabolic process
Cellular component (GO): lysosome; cytoplasm; membrane
Molecular function (GO): exo-alpha-sialidase activity
Source: RefSeq, a predicted model, not a curated record
CGGGUGACACCUGAAUGUUUAAAGGGCCAGAGUCAGCUGACAAACUCCAAACUAGGUCUCCUCCUGGGGGUCUGGAUCGGGAUCUUUGCACGGGAGAGAUGACCGAGGAGAGAGCUGGCGCAGUGCGCCAGAGCAGACGCGGGGCACAGCGGCUGGUAGAGACUUUUGGAGGAUGCAGUGUGCAGUUAUUUGUCGGGAUCUUCUCCCUGCUGCUGUCGCUGGCAGGGGUCGGUGCUACUGCAAAGAACGACUUCAGUUUGGUGAAUCCACUGGUCACUAUGGAGCAGCUGCUGUGGGUGAGCGGGAAGCUGAUUGGAUCUGUGGACACCUACCGCAUCCCUCUCAUCACAGUCACUCCUCGGGGCACUCUCCUUGCCUUUGCUGAGGCCAGAAAAUUGUCUGAUGUAGACAAGGGGGCCAAAUUCAUCGCUCUGCGGAGGUCCACGGAUCAGGGCAGCACAUGGUCUCCUACAGCCUUCAUUGUAAAUGAUGGGGAAUCCACGGAUGGCCUGAACCUGGGCGCAGUGGUGAGCGAUAAUAAGACAGGAACGAUAUUUCUUUUCUACGCGCACUGUGCUCACAAGAUUGGCUGCCAGGUAUCCUCCACCAUGUUGAUAUGGAGUAAGGACGAUGGUGUUUCCUGGAGCCCUCCCCGGAACCUCUCUGUGGAUAUCGGCACUGAGAUGUUUGCCCCUGGCCCCGGCUCUGGCAUUCAGAAACAGCGGGAGCCAAAGAAGGACCGGCUCAUUGUGUGUGGCCACGGGACGCUGGAGCGGGAUGGGGUCUUCUGCCUCGUCAGCGAUGACCACGGUGCCUCCUGGCACUACGGCGGUGGGAUCACCGGCAUCCCUUUCGACCAGCCCAAGCGCAACAACGAUUUCAACCCUGAUGAGUGUCAGCCCUAUGAACUCCCGGACGGCUCAGUUGUCAUCAAUGCCCGGAACCAGAACAACUACCACUGCCGCUGCCGCAUCGUCCUCCGCAGCUACGACGGCUGUGACACGCUGAAGCUGCGUGACGUGACCUUCGACACUGAGCUCAUAGACCCAGUGGUCGCCGCGGGAGCCGUAGCCACCAACUCCGGCAUCAUCUUCUUCUCCAACCCAGCCCACAGGGAGUCCCGCGUGAACCUGACCCUGCGCUGGAGUUUCAGCAAUGGCACCUCAUGGCGGAAGGAGAACAUCCAGGUGUGGCCAGGGCCCAGUGGCUACUCAUCGCUGGCAACCCUGGAAGGCGGCGCGGGUAGGGUGAACCAGCCCCCCCAGCUCUUCAUCCUGUAUGAGAAGGGCCGGAACCGCUACUGGGAGAGCAUCUCCCUGGCCAAAGUCAGUGUGUAUGGGACGCUCUGAGCAGCUGGGCACCUGCCACUGAGGUAGCCCCUCCGCGGGUCUGCAGGGGACUGCUGGAGACAAGUCUACCUUUAGACUCAAGUCUGUUGACAGGGAAAUCACUCAACAGGACACACAGGACGAUAGACUGGCCUCUCGCACAGGGGAUGCGCUGCCCUGGCCCGGGGUGCUGCCCUGCCACGAUGCUGGUUCCGUUGCCCUUCACCUUUGUGCCCACCCAGGAACAGUGGGCCCAUUCCUUGGGCACGGUGGGUGGGCCUGCAGAAUUGAAUCGGUGUGAACUCAGGGAAUUGGGGGGAAAUGAACUUCUUCUUUGGAGGUGCAAACUGGCUCUGAAGAGGGUGAGUGACCGUUCCAGGGGCAGGACAUUUGGAUGCAGGGUACAGAUGUAGGUGCAACAGCAGCCUUGAUUAUUUAUAAAUCACAAUGUUUAUAAAUUAAUGUUAUGAAUGAAGGCGAAUGAGCAUUUGUAGUCUCUGGUUUUGUCACUUCACUGCUUCAUGUCUAUUCUUCAUAGACACUUGAGAACUGGGAAUGCGUGUGUGGGAGGGAAUGUGUGCGUACUGACCAUGAAUAUCUGACUUUGGCAAACCCUUCCCCUUUCACAUUCUUUCUCAACACAGAAAUAAAGAUUCAUCGUUACGGAUGUAAUGAGGAGCGAGGGAAGGCCUACGAGAUUUUAAGACCUGCUUUGUUUUAUGUUUUCUAUUUUAAGAUGGAGUGGACACUAUCUUCCAUGAGGCAGGGGCAGGUUUAUAAAAUGUAGAGGGGAAAUCUCUCCCAGGUCAGCCUGGUGGAGAAAUAAGCACUGUGACAAAUUAUGUGAGAACAUAUUAGCUUCAUUCUAAGACAGAUGUUUGUAAAAAGAAUCUGGGCAGAACCUCCCUGGUGGCGCAACAGGGUACAGCACAGCAUUGCAAGCUAGC